Phaedon cochleariae (mustard beetle) is the source of this 507-nucleotide messenger RNA. NCBI's taxonomy places the organism in Eukaryota, Metazoa, Arthropoda, Insecta, Coleoptera, Chrysomelidae. The record is from the annotation of a GenBank genome assembly.
AUGCCUUCACACAUUUGUGCUGUACCUUUUUGUCAAUCCAGAAAGAGUGGGACAAUCUCUAUUCAUGGAUUUCCCAAUGAUGUUUCUCUGAGACAUGAAUGGUUGAAUUCAAUAGUGAAGACAACUGGUGUGGAACGGUAUGAGAUUGGAGAAUAUUCUGUCGUCUGCAGCAAACAUUUCACUGAAGAAUACUUCCAUGUUUCCAAAGAUGAAAGGAAACUCCUCAAGAAGGGUUCAUUACCAACAAUUUUUGAACAACCUACUGAAGCUAUCAUGAUGCCAUCAACAUCACAUGGAAGGAUUUUCAGAACCUCAGACUGGGCUUUUUCAGAUGCUGGUUACAACAGAACCAAUACUGAAGGAAUUGUGGAUAAAUCACAGCAUGUUCCUAUGAUGGUAAUUAUGCAAACUAAUAUUUGUUCUUUUAUUUUUAUGUUGAGCAUUUGGUACAAAUUUACAAAGUAUGAUUCAAUUCACAAUAAAUACAGAGUUGCAGACAUUUUUUGA